This is a messenger RNA of Seriola dumerili (greater amberjack), 2632 nucleotides long. It is a transcript of the gene camk1da, whose product is annotated as calcium/calmodulin dependent protein kinase ID. NCBI's taxonomy places the organism in Eukaryota, Metazoa, Chordata, Actinopteri, Carangiformes, Carangidae. The transcript is spliced from 11 exons. Gene Ontology annotation, molecular function: calmodulin binding; calcium/calmodulin-dependent protein kinase activity; ATP binding. Gene Ontology annotation, cellular component: cytoplasm; intracellular anatomical structure. Bases 191 to 1504 code for a protein of 437 amino acids. The record is from RefSeq and is a predicted model, not a curated record. Gene Ontology annotation, biological process: peptidyl-serine phosphorylation.
GGUAACCUGCAGGAGGACUCACAUGGUCCUGCAGCAGCAGCGCAGACCACCGGUACUCUCCAAACCUCUUACGCACAGCUCGGCUUCAUUCUCCUUUUUCAAAAUACUCUCCCGUUUUUAUUGUCUUUUUUUUCGCAUCCCUCCUCCCGCAGCCCAGUGUCGGUCGGACUUGGGCCGGUAAAGCAGCGCCAUGGCUCGGGAGAACGGAGACACCGGCAGGGGAGAGACGUGGAAAAAACAAGUCGACGACAUCAAGAAGAUAUUUGAUUUUAAAGAAGUCCUGGGAACAGGAGCGUUUUCAGAGGUGGUCCUGGCCCAGGAGAGGCUGACCGGCCGGAUGUUUGCGGUGAAGUGCAUCCCUAAAAAGGCCCUGAAGGGGAAGGAGAGCAGCAUCGAGAACGAGAUCGCUGUGCUGAGAAGGAUCAAGCACGAGAACAUUGUGGCUCUGGAGGACAUCUACGAGAGUCCGGACCACCUCUACCUGAUCAUGCAGCUGGUGUCCGGCGGCGAGCUGUUCGACCGUAUCGUGGAAAAAGGUUUCUACACGGAGAAGGACGCGAGCACGCUGAUCCGACAAGUCCUGGACGCUGUUAACUACCUGCACAGGAUGGGCAUCGUACACCGAGACCUGAAGCCGGAGAACUUGUUGUAUUUUAAUCCUCAAGACGAGUCAAAGAUCAUGAUCAGCGACUUCGGACUUUCCAAGAUGGAGGGCAGCGGUGACGUCAUGUCCACUGCCUGUGGCACCCCAGGAUACGUGGCUCCAGAGGUCCUCGCUCAGAAGCCGUACAGUAAGGCAGUGGACUGCUGGUCCAUCGGAGUGAUUGCCUACAUCCUACUCUGUGGUUAUCCUCCGUUCUACGACGAAAACGACUCCAAGCUCUUUGAGCAGAUCCUGAAAGCCGACUACGAGUUUGACGCUCCGUACUGGGACGACAUAUCCGACUCAGCCAAGGAUUUCAUCAGCAGUCUGAUGGAAAAAGAUCCAGCCAAGCGUUUCACCUGUGAACAGGCACUCAGACACCCUUGGAUCGCUGGGGAUACGGCUCUCUGUAAGAACAUCCAUGAGUCAGUCAGCCGACAGAUCAGAAAGAACUUCGCCAAGAGCAAAUGGAGGCAAGCGUUCAAUGCCACCGCCGUGGUUCGACACAUGAGGCGGCUACAGCUUGGCAGCAGCAUGGGGAGCAGCAUGGACGCCUCCAACCCGCCGACCAGGCUGAGCCAGACACAGAAGCCGGCUCAAAGCCAGAGCCAGGCGGGCCAGAACCAGCCAGCUCAGAGCCAAAACACCGGCCAGGCGGCUCAGAGCCAGAGCACCAACAUAGCCGCCAGCAAAACCACUUCCACUGACAACAACAUAGCAGCUCCACGCAAGGAAUGUGUCACUGCGCCAGCCACGCCCUGCAGUCUGGCAUCCGCAGCCUCUUCUCCUGCUGCAGGGGCGGAGCUGAACCGGCCACACCCCUCGGCGGUGCCCGCCCCAGUGCUCACAGAGACCAAGUGACGCCAGGUCCCGCGGGGAACCAGCUGGGAGGCCACGGCGCUGUGAGGCAGAGAGAAACAGAGGACAACAGGAGAGGAGAAGGAUCACCCUCUUCUCCCUUCCUCUCCUUACUGUACUUCCUCUUGGAUGCCACCCAGCCAGUUCCCCGCCCUGCUCCCGGGAGAGCAGAGGACUUUACCUCCACCCCACCGAUUCAAGCCACACAGCGCCAUACUGUACACCCACCACCCGCCCACCAGAACAACAACAGCACGGCCACUGACUCUCAUUGAGGAUGUUCGUGUGGAAUGCUGUGAUCGUUUGCUAUUUAAUGAUAAACGGGCGUCGACUGCUCCAAGCUUGAGCUGUAAUUAGUGGUUCAGGAGGGGCCGGUGGUAUCAUAUUAUUCACUGUCAGUCAACAUCAACUUCCCUCUUGAAUCUGGUCUUUCCUGCACAACGUUAUUUAGCUUUUUUCCAACUUAGGUUUGACUGUUGGCAACUGGAUUGUUUUAUUUUCUAUUAUUACUGUUCAUUUUAAAGGUGCUAUGUGUAACUUCAAACAAACAUAUCAUUGUCAGAUUGAUAGUGCUACUUUGGUAUUGUGACUGUAAAUAAAUAAGACCAUAGCCAAGAAGAGAGUUUCUCUAGAUUGAGACCGCAUUUCCCAGAAGCCCAUUGUUUCUUCUGGCUUCCUCCAUCACCACAUUCUCUGGAAUAGGCACCCUUCUCCGUACAGCAAUGAAGAUUUCCCUUCAAAUCUGACCGAGUAUCUGAGUAAAAUGCAGAAUAGAGGCCAACAGUCUUCUGAGCAAUGACCUCACUUGUUUACACAAAUUCUACUAAUUUUGCAAACUGAUGAGACAAUGAUUUAUCCAUGUUAAAAUGCUACACAUAGCACCUUUAAGAUCUUUUCUAUAUCCUUACAAGCUUGUUUUGUCUGUUUGUUUGUGCUUUAAGAAGUGCUUUAAAAGUACCAUACAACUGUUGAGAUGUGAAAACAUGAGUAAGCGCUUUAUCUAUUUUGCACAGAGAGGGUUAGAUAUGUUCUCAGACACAGAUUAGCCGCCAUCCACUUAUGUUUUUCUGACAGAGAGUAGAGAUUGUAAACCUUUAUAAAAAAAAAAAAAAUGUGGAUGUCAGAGCAUUG